Molecule: messenger RNA, 909 nt
Organism: Coniosporium apollinis CBS 100218
Lineage: Eukaryota; Fungi; Ascomycota; Dothideomycetes
Exons: 2
Coding region: 1-909 (302 amino acids)
Biological process (GO): mRNA processing
Molecular function (GO): RNA helicase activity; RNA binding
Source: RefSeq, a predicted model, not a curated record
AUGGAGGUUACGAAGAAAUGGAUCGCGGGCAAGAUUUCUGAGGGGAUCCAGAUUCAACUCCUAGGGUUGUUGGAAAAAGAUACGGCGGCGUUUUGCAAGGAGCUGUGGAACCUGUAUCUGAGCGCACAAUCGAACCCCCAGGAUGUUCCCAAGGAGCUGCUCGAAGCGAAGAAGCUUGAGUUGAUACAGGAGAAGAUUGCAGCAGACAAGGCUGCCAACGAAAGAGAGAGAGAGCAGACCGGGGCCGCGGCCGCGGCAGCAAUUGACGCGGAUCAUACCGAGGAGAUAGAGACUCCGAUCUGCCGUAGUUCAGGCAUGGCCAGGCGGCCCAGGCUCGCGUUAACAGGAUCCAAGGUGGAGCUAAUGGAUGCGUUCCGGCCCAAGGUCCGGAAGAAUGGCAACAUUAAAUGGCUGAGAGAGCUUACCGAGGAGGUUCGGCCCGAGGACAAGAAGUUCCACCGAUUGCUGGAAUCGCUUGGUGAGCUGUACGACAAGGACGACGAUGCUCGUACCCUUAUCUUUGUCGAUCGCCAGAAGGCAGCAGACCAACUGCUUGGAGAACUGAUGCGGAAGAGUUACCAGUGCAGGUCUAUCCAUGGUGGCAUCGAUCAGAUCGACCGUAACUCCGCUAUUGACGACUUCAAGAAGGGAGAGUUCCCGACCAUGAUUGCAACAUCAGUCGCUGCUCGCGGCCUGGAUGUGAAGCAGCUUAAGCUGGUUGUCAACCACGACGCGCCGAACCAUUUGGAAGAUUACGUGCAUCGUGCUGGUAGACGGGCAGAGAUCGAUGCCCAAGGCGGCGAUGCCGUGGGUCUGACAAAGGAGAACCCUGUCCAAGGAUUGGGCUGGGGGAGUGCCGCGCCUGUGCAAAUGAUCUCACUACAACGUGGGAUCUUGACUCCCUCCUAG